CAAGCUCCGAUGGCGGUGACGUCGUUCCAGACGCCGAUGCCGCAACCAUCACCUUUCCAGCCCUAGCUGGUCAGCACCAUGGCCCCUGUCAACUUGGCCGGUGCACUUAACGCUGCAGGGCCGUCGCGUCCCCCGCAAGCUACAGAUCCGCAGAUCACUCCUGAUGGUCACUGCGUCUCGAUUGAGAGCGAUGACGGCGAGUGGGACAUCCCGAGGGCCCACAAGAAGAAGAAAGGAAAAAACAUCCGGCCAGCGACCUCCCGAAACUCCGCCUUCGAAAGGCUGGGGGAUAGGGAGGAAGGCCAGAGGAAGUCAGCCAAGCAGAGGCUGGGGCAGAGUGUUGCCCACGUCAGCGCAUUCGCCCGGCUAGGCGAGAUGCGGGAGGCCGAGCCUGCCCGCACCCGGCGCUCCCGGUCUAACCGGCAGAAGCCAGCGAGGACGAGGGCCACCCACCAGGAAGGGGAGGUAGAAAGCCAGCCCAGGUUACCGGUGGUGAACCGGUUAACCAUCCCAAACGACCGCGUCCAGCAGAUGGAGGCAAAGCUGGAAAGGCUGGAAAAGAAGGUCGGGGAGAAGAAUGACCGGGACAAACCCCUGGCAGGGUCCCCGUUCACCACAAGGGUCCAUCUGACACCUUUCCCGCGAAAGGUCAAGAUCGACGCCCCCAGAUUCAACGGGAAGGAAGAUCCGGAAGUCCACCUGGACUCCUUCAACCAGAGUGCGACCAUGAACGGUUGCACCGAUGAAGAAAAUUGCCUACUUUUCUUCCAAACCUUGCGGAACCAAGCCACUGAAUGGUUCAAUAAGCUUCGCCCGGGAAGCAUUGACUCGUUCAGUGAUUUGGCCUCAAAAUUCAAGGCCAAGUUCCAGGAGAAUUGUACUAAGAGGAAGAAGUUCACCUAUCUUAGUACAGCCGGGCAGAGGGAGUCUGAGAACCUCACUCAGUUCCUUACCCGGUGGAAGGAAGAGGUAGACAAGGUGGAA
Molecule: messenger RNA, 984 nt
Organism: Cuscuta campestris
Lineage: Eukaryota; Viridiplantae; Streptophyta; Magnoliopsida; Solanales; Convolvulaceae
Source: the annotation of a GenBank genome assembly